UUCGCAAUAACUCCUUCCUCCCUUCUCCACAUUCUCUUCCACCUCCGCCCGUUCCCCUUUCCUCUCCUCCUCUUCCUCCUCCUCCUCGCCUCCCCUUCCAUGGCCGCCUAUAGCUUCUCAAGCUAGUCUCCUCCCGGCUUAUCUCGCCACCUCCUGCUAGCUACCCUUCUGAGCUUGCAAAGUUUUUGCUGCACGCACGCCUUGAGAGCUGCAUGCAGCCAGAGAUCGAUCGGAGUUCUAUUUUUGCAUAGGCACACGAACAUAUGUAGCUCUUCUGCUAGAUCUCACUGCCAGUCGUCAGCUCGCAGCGAAGGUUGUCUGGGCUACCUUGUCGAUCGCUAGAUCUGUUGUUGGUCGUGUUGUUACUUGGCAGGCAAGGUAUACAUCUCCAUAUAGGAAUAGGAUUGGCGCCGCCUGUUCUUUGUCCGUGAGGCGGGAGAUAGAUACUACGCAUGUGCCAGUGAACAAAUGGAAAGAAGCUACUGAGGCGGCAGGAAUUAGGGUUCGAGAGGUUCUGAGAGGGAGAAAUGAUGAUCCCGGCGAGGCACAUGCCGCCGAUGAUCGUCCGGAACAGCGCCGCGGCGUAUGGGUCCUCGUCGGCGCUUUCGCUCGGCCAGGUAAUCAGUUUUCUGCCUCUUUUUUUGGGCUAGCUUGUUGAGUUCAAAAGACUGUUUUUAGCUGCUUCUCUCUUUUCUUUGGAAAAAUCAGAACUUGUUGUUCUCUUGUUUUUUUUUUGGCGCUCUCGAUCUUGCAAGUCUGGCUUCUGGGUAAAUUUUUCUUCGUUUGAUUUGAGGUCUUGGUCUGGUCAGUACUAGGAUUAGAGAAGUACUACAACAGAAGGGCCAUGUCUGCAAUAUGUAUGUACUGAUCCUGCAAGGAUUAGCUAGCUUUUUCCUUGGGAACUGAGAAGUCUGGAGAGAGAGAGGUAUCAUCUAUCUCCAGUUACUGUUCACACAUAGAUUAGGUCAUCAGAGUGCAUGAGCUCCAUUUCUUUAAGACUUGCUCCUAUAUAAAGGGAGCAGAUGGAUGGGCCAUCGGCUUGGCAAGAGGGGCGACUUCCAUCCUUGCUGCAGGUUCCUGAUCUCACAAACAGAUCAACACAGCCAAACCUCCUGCUGGACAACCAGCAGCUCCAGCUACUGCAGCAGCAACACCUGCUGGACCAGAUCCCGGCGACGACGGCGGAGAGCGGCGACAACAUGGGGCGCGGCGGCGGCGGGGUGUCCGACCCGCUGCUGGGCGACGAGUUCGAGAGCAAGUCCGGCAGCGAGAACGUGGACGGCGGCGUCUCCGUGGACGAGCUGCAGGACCCCAACCAGCGGCCCAGCAAGAAGAAGCGCUACCACCGCCACACCCAGCACCAGAUCCAGGAGUUGGAAGCUUUCUUCAAGGAGUGCCCGCACCCGGACGACAAGCAGCGCAAGGAGCUGAGCCGGGAGCUGGGGCUGGAGCCCCUCCAGGUCAAGUUCUGGUUCCAGAACAAGCGCACGCAAAUGAAGAACCAUCACGAGCGGCAGGAGAACUCGCAGCUGAGGUCCGAGAACGAGAAGCUGCGCGCCGAGAACAUGCGGUACAAGGAGGCCCUGAGCAGCGCGUCGUGCCCCAGCUGCGGCGGGCCGGCCGCGCUCGGCGAGAUGUCCUUCGACGAGCACCACCUCCGCGUGGAGAACGCGCGGCUGCGGGAGGAGGUCGACAGGAUCUCCUCCAUCGCCGCCAAGUACGUGGGCAGGCCCAUGGUGCCCUUCCCCGUGCUGUCCAGCCCGCUGGCCGGGGCCGGGGCACGCGCCCCCGCGUUGCCGCCGCUGGACAUGGCGCCGCCGUAUGGCGCUGCCGCUGACAUGUUCGGCGGCGGCGGUGUCGUCGCUGCUGCUGGUGCUGCCGGUGCCGGGGACCUGCUGCUGAGGGGCGCCGCCGUGCAGUCGGACGCCGACAAGCCUAUGAUCGUGGAGCUGGCCGUGGCGGCCAUGGAGGAGCUGGUUCGGAUGGCGCAGCUGGACGAGCCGCUGUGGAACGCGCCCGCGGGGCUCGAUGGGUCCGCUGAGGAGGAGACGCUUAACGAGGAGGAGUACGCGCGCUUGUUCCCCGGCGGGCUCGGGCCCAAGCCGUACGGGCUCAACUCGGAGGCGUCGCGUGACAGCGCCGUCGUCAUCAUGACCCAUGCCAACCUCGUCGAAAUCCUCAUGGACGUGAACCAGUAUGCGGCCGUGUUCUCGAGUAUCGUGUCGAGAGCCGCGACGCUGGAGGUGCUAUCAACCGGCGUGGCUGGGAACUACAAUGGUGCAUUGCAAGUGAUGUCGGUGGAGUUUCAGGUGCCUUCCCCACUGGUGCCGACCAGGGAAAGCUACUUCGUGAGGUACUGCAAGCAGAACGCCGACGGAACAUGGGCCGUCGUCGACGUCUCGCUGGACGGCCUGCGCCCCGGCGCAGUCCUCAAGUGCCGGCGCCGGCCGUCGGGAUGCCUGAUCCAGGAAAUGCCCAAUGGCUACUCGAAGGUGACCUGGGUGGAGCACGUCGAGGUGGACGACAGGUCGGUGCACAGCAUCUACAAGCUGCUGGUGAGCUCGGGGCUGGCCUUCGGUGCACGCCGAUGGGUUGGGACGCUGGACCGCCAGUGCGAGCGCCUUGCCAGUGUCAUGGCCAGCAACAUCCCGACCAGCGACAUCGGUGUGAUCACUAGCGCGGAGGGGAGGAAGAGCAUGCUGAAGCUGGCGGAGAGGAUGGUGAUGAGCUUCUGCGGCGGCGUGACGGCCUCUGCGGCGCACCAGUGGACAACGCUGUCCGGCAGCGGCGCUGAGGACGUCCGCGUCAUGACCAGGAAGAGCGUCGACGACCCUGGCAGGCCGCCCGGCAUAGUCCUCAACGCUGCCACCUCGUUCUGGCUCCCCGUCCCGCCCAAGCGUGUCUUCGACUUCCUCCGUGACGAAAGCUCUCGCAGCGAGUGGGACAUCCUCUCCAAUGGCGGCGUUGUUCAAGAGAUGGCUCACAUCGCCAACGGCCGCGACCAUGGAAACUGCGUCUCGCUUCUUCGUGUCAAUAGCACGAACUCGAACCAAAGCAGCAUGCUGAUCCUCCAGGAGAGCUGCACCGACAUGUCGGGCUCGUACGUCAUCUACGCCCCGGUGGAUGUGGUCGCCAUGAACGUGGUCCUCAACGGCGGCGACCCUGACUACGUGGCGCUCCUGCCCUCUGGCUUCGCGAUCCUGCCCGACGGCCCAUCGUCAGGGAGCAGCAGCAUGCUGCAAGGCGACGGCGGCGUCGGCUCAGGUGGGUCGCUCCUGACGGUGGCCUUCCAGAUACUCGUCGACUCUGUCCCCACCGCCAAGAUCUCGCUGGGGUCGGUGGCCACGGUGAACAGCCUCAUCGCCUGCACCGUGGAGCGCAUCAAGGCGGCGGUGAUCUCCGGCCAGAGCAAUCCCCAGCAGCAGUAGCUUCGUUGAAUCCAACAGUGUUCUUAUCCUUUGCAUUGAAGGAGCAGCAAAAUUUUAGAGCUUUCGUCAGUGGGAAGUCAAGAACGCACCUCAGACUCUCCUGCUUGCCAUGUGGUGCUCAUAGUUCCCUUUACUUUUUCGCCUAGUUUCCCCCAAAAUUUCUGGGGUUAUUUCAAGAAACACUUCAGUCGCCGAAGGAAACGAGUCACCACGACGCAAGGGUAGUUGGUUCGGGUAUUGACUUCCUCUUCAUGUUGGCCUCUCGGAUGCUGCUUCCUCUGAAUUUAGGCUUCUUCUCUUGUGGUGUACAAAACCGUUAUUUAGCAUGUAAUUUGUGCUGCUGCUGCUGCUGCACCUGUUCAGACUUGUUCAGUAUCCAGGAUUCCCCCAAUAGAGAUUUGUGUCCCUUAAUACCUCUGCACAGUGCUUGUGUCUAGCCGCCAUUUCAGUCCCAAAAAUGUGCCUGUGUAACGCGGUUGCAUGCUUGCAUUAUUGUUCAAUGUCUUCGUUGCUAUUUUGCAGCUUUAAGUUCACAAUUAAUUU
Messenger RNA from Zea mays, 3971 nucleotides. Its product is annotated as Homeodomain leucine zipper family IV protein. Gene Ontology annotation, biological process: regulation of DNA-templated transcription. Lineage: Eukaryota; Viridiplantae; Streptophyta; Magnoliopsida; Poales; Poaceae. The record is from RefSeq and is a predicted model, not a curated record. Bases 1023 to 3428 code for a protein of 801 amino acids. The transcript is spliced from 10 exons. Gene Ontology annotation, molecular function: DNA-binding transcription factor activity, RNA polymerase II-specific; lipid binding; DNA binding.